Oppia nitens is the source of this 1644-nucleotide messenger RNA. RefSeq names its product lysophospholipid acyltransferase 5-like. Gene Ontology annotation, cellular component: membrane. The transcript is spliced from 2 exons. The record is from RefSeq and is a predicted model, not a curated record. Gene Ontology annotation, molecular function: 1-acylglycerophosphocholine O-acyltransferase activity; lysophospholipid acyltransferase activity. Gene Ontology annotation, biological process: lipid modification; phosphatidylcholine biosynthetic process. The coding region runs from base 143 to 1522 and encodes 459 amino acids. Lineage: Eukaryota; Metazoa; Arthropoda; Arachnida; Sarcoptiformes; Oppiidae.
UCAUAUAUAUUGUGAAAUGUUAUGUAAAUAUUAAUAAUUAAUAAAAAUUUUAUCGAUUGCUAAAUAACUGCCGCAGAAAAAAAGUUGUCCAUUGAUUUGUUUGUGUCAAACAAUAUUAGUUACCGAUAAGUGACCGAAAAAGAUGGUGAUAUCGUGGUUAACGUCGUCGAUAGCGUCGGCGGUGGGAACGCCGGUCGAGUCGGUGUACCUAAUGAUGUGUCUGUUGUUGUCCUAUCCGAUAGCCGUCAUCUAUAAUCAGCUGUUGGUCGACGCCUCCCGACAGACAAAACUCUUGUAUUACUUGAUCUCUGGUAUGACAUUAGUGUUGAUCAACAACGGCCUCAAUAUAGUCCACUCGUUGGCCGUCUGUCUCCAGUGUUACGCCACUAUCCGUUGGUGUCCCAUACGGACAGCGUUGGUCAUCAAUGUAGUCGUACCGAUGGUCUAUUUAUUGUACGGUUGUCAUAUCACUCAGAUCGGGUCCAUUUAUACGAUCGGAUGGACAUUACCUCAAUGUGUGCUAACCCUGCGGCUCAUUGCCGUCACUUUUGACGUCUAUGAUGGCCAACGAAACGCCGCAACGUUGAAAAAGUCGGACAAUAAUCAUAAACAGGAAAAUGAUGUGAUAUUACUAAAUUUGGACACAGCUAUACCAACAGUGCCGACAUUAAUUGAAUUUUUAAGUCACUGUUACUUUCCGUACACUAUUUUGGUCGGACCAUUGAUAUCAUACAACAAAUAUAUGUCUUACAUAAAAAGCCAAGAAUCUCAUAUAUCACACAGUUAUGUACCAGCAUUGGGACGAUUGGCUGCCGGUCUCGUCUAUCUGUAUGUCUAUGUGAUUGGAUGUGUUUAUUGGCCUCAGGAAUACCUACUGACCCAUGAGUUCGAAGGCUCUGAUUUUAUGUGGAAGAUAACUGCCGUAGCAAUUGUAUGCAAAAUAGGAAUGACUAAAUACUUGGCCUCUUGGCUUAUAUCGGAGGGCUCAUGUAUACUAUCGGGAAUUUCAUGGGACGGCAAGUCCUAUUAUACCUGUGCAAACAUAUACGUCUGGAAAUUCGAGACGACACCGACUUUCGAUGGUGUCAUUAAGUCAUUCAAUUUGUCGACAAACAGUUUUGCAGCCAAAUAUUUGUUUAAGAGGUUUAAGUUUUUGGGCAAUCGGAUGGCCAGUCAGUCUCUGACACUAAUAUUCCUGGCCAUAUGGCACGGACUUAGUACAGGCUAUUAUGUGACUUUUCUAAUGGAGUUUCUGAUUAUGAAAAUGGAAAUGGAUGUAUUGGCUAAAGUGGCCAAAAAACGGAACAAAUCGCCGAAAUUAGAUUCUUUACUCAAUUCAUAUUUCGUCAAAAUGUUUAUAUGGAUAGUAUUCCGCAUUUACACUAUUUAUCUGUUAGGCUAUAGUUUUAUGCCAUUCAUGCAUCUCCAGUAUCCCACAUGGUAUCACAUUUAUAGUCAGGUAUAUUGGUACGGACAUGUGAUAGUAGGCACAUGGAUUAUCAUCAGUGCAUUUGUUGUUUGAUUUAGUAUUUAAAACUUUAUGAUCAAAUGAGAAAUUAGUUAAUGGACAAAAAGAAAUUAUGAAUUAAUUUAGUUAAAUACAAAUUUUAUAAUUAAUUAAUUUAUUGUUAAGUAAUUUUUAAA